AUGACCAGAGAAGAAUCCCCGGGACCAUCGGCUACCAUCGCUGAUCCGGAAGAGAGUCGAGAGACGAGCCCGUGUCGUGACUGCGGCACUGCGCAUCACCCUGUCCGCCUCAUUAUCUGUGCAGAUGGCACUUGGUUGACUCCAGACGGAGCAAUUGGGGCCCCCCAAGGCAACGCAACAAACAUCAGUCGGCUGUGGAUGAUGGCAGCUGUGGGAGAAGUCAAGGACGCAACCGGGAAGACCUGGUCGCAGCAACGACACCCGAUUGUCGACGGUAUAGGUGCCGUCGAUGGCCCCAUCGAGCGCCUCGUCUCUGGAGUGACCGGGAAAGGGAGAACUGGCUACGAAUCCAAAAUCAAAGAGAUCUACAAGCGAUGCUGCAAGUUGUGCCCAUCCCAGGAUGAAAUCUUUCUCUUCGGCUCAAGCCGAGGCGCUUUCGUCGUCCGCGCCGUUGCUGGUCUACUUCACCACCUGGGAGCGUUGCGUGCCCAUGACCCUGACUUUGACGACGUUUUCCACAAGUCCCUACUACUUUAUCACGCCGCAAAGACGAGUGACGACCUGUUGCGGAACUCUGUGUUUGCACAUCGAUCACACCACGCCCGACCCAGUCCCUCAAUCAAGUUUCUCGGCUUGUUUGACACCGUCAAGGCCCUGGAUGACGAAGGUCUCAAUGACAUGGGUCUUCUGAGAACGACGUUGCACGCGCGGCAUGCGCUUGCUCUGUUUGAGCGCAGGAAUGCGUAUCGGCCUACCCGGUUCCCGUCCACAGAUCUGGACGAGUUGGAUGGCUCACGAAGUCUUCAGGAGGCCUGGUUCGUCGGCACACAUGGCAAUCUUUGCGGAGGAUGCGAGGAAGACGGCUUGGCUCUGUGGCCGCUGCAGUGGAUCGUCAGCGAGGCCGAGAAGUACGGAUUCAAAGUUGGAUUUCAACGGCUGGAAGGGUCAAAUGUCACGGAUCCAUCACACCUCAUCUUCCCCCGCGGUGUCCCAAUGAGGGAGAUCCGGUACAAGAACGGGAUAAAAUCAUCUGUGGCAGAUUUGACAGGUGCAAUGAAAAGACCUGGACUCAACGCCAGUCUUGACUUUGGAAUCGACAUCCCGGGAAAGGACGACCGACUCAUAUUCAAAGACGGAGGGCUAGUUGGCUAUCUCUCAAACAGUAAGUUUACCAAUGUCCUCUUACCCAGGCUGGAAGCCCUCACGGUGUCUUCGUUCACCCCUCCGUGUAUUAUCUUGACCAUAAGAACCCUGGAGUGGUUCAGCUGGUCAACGGGUGGACUUUCCAAAAGGAACUGCGAGACACAGAACGAUUUAUCAUUCGCGAACACCGAGCGCUAUGGAACAUACAUGACGAGAUCCACAGUGCAAUGGCCCCAGAUAUACCUCGAGUCUUGGUGGCAGGGCAUACGCAUGCUGGAAAAUCUGCACUGA
Messenger RNA from Fonsecaea pedrosoi CBS 271.37, 1434 nucleotides. RefSeq lists its product as uncharacterized. The record is from RefSeq and is a predicted model, not a curated record. The transcript has 2 exons. Bases 1 to 1434 code for a protein of 477 amino acids. Lineage: Eukaryota; Fungi; Ascomycota; Eurotiomycetes; Chaetothyriales; Herpotrichiellaceae.